AUGCAUCAGGCAUCCAGUGAAUUACCAUCUGGAAUAGAAUGGAAUGAUAAGGGCACUGGGAGUGUGGAGGAUCGAAGAAUGGUUCAUUUUGGAGAAUCAAUGCCCCGAAGGGCUACGUGGCAUUGGGGGACGUUGUUACAAACAACUACUUGGAACCGUCCGAUGCAUUCACUUCCAAGUAUGCCUGCAUCAGAGAAGAUUUGGUGGGUUCUAGGCGUGUUAAAUUCCCGAUAUAUAUGGAAUGAUCAAGGUUCGGGAGCAAGAUUGGAUGGAUCAGUUUGGCAAGUUGAUGGCCCAGGUCUUGCAGGAUUCUUCAAAGUUGAGAAUGGCUACCAGAAACCAGCUCUACCAAUCUUCCUGCUGCCUGCCAUGCUAGUUCAAGAAAAGUGA
Paramuricea clavata is the source of this 390-nucleotide messenger RNA. The record is from the annotation of a GenBank genome assembly. NCBI's taxonomy places the organism in Eukaryota, Metazoa, Cnidaria, Anthozoa, Malacalcyonacea, Plexauridae.